GAGAUCGCUGGAGACCGAAUCUUGGUUGAAUUUGGCUGUUGAUUCCGACGUGGGUGGACCGUGAGGUCGUGAGUGGCUGGGCGCGCGGGUCCCGCGAGGAAGGAGGUGGGCUGGAGGCCGGAGGGCCUGGGGGUCGAGGGCUGGGGCUUCCCGGGGUCGUCUGUAGCGCCGAGCCGGGUUGAGCCACGGCCUCGGACUGCUUGCGCAGCCCCCGUUCUGCUAGUCCAAAAUGGCUACCCUGAUCUUUGUUGAUAAAGAAAAUGGAGAACCAGGCCCUCGUGUGGCUCCCAAGGACGGGCUGAAGCCGGGGUCUAGGCCUCUCAAAGCUUUAGAUGGGAGAUCUCAGGUUGCAACACCACGUGUAGGCAAAAUGUUUGAUGCUCAAGCAGCCUUACCUAAAGUUGCCAGAAAGGCUUUGGGAACUGUCAACAGAGCCACAGAAAACUCAGUAAAGACUAAUGGAUCUCUCAAACAGAAGCAGCCAAACUUCUCUGCCAAAAAGGUGACUGAGAAGACUAUCAAAGCAAAAAACUCUGUUCCUGCCUCGGAUGACACCUAUCCAGAAAUAGAAAAAUUCUUUCCCUUCAAUCCUUUAGAUUUUGAGAGUUUUGACCUGCCUGAAGAGCACCAGAUUGCACGCCUCCCCUUGAGUGGAGUGCCUCUCAUGAUCCUCGAUGAGGAGAGGGAACUCGAGAAGCUGUUGCACCUGGGCCCCCCUUCACCUCUGAAGAUGCCCUCUCCACCAUGGGAGUCGAAUCUGUUGCAGUCUCCAAGCAUUCUGUCGACCCUGGAUGUUGAAUUGCCACCUGUUUGCUAUGACUUAGAUAUUUAAAUUUCUUAGCACUCAGUAGUUUGUGUGUAUGUUUUGUAUUAAUAAAGCAAUUCUUUAACAGACUCUU
Molecule: messenger RNA, 899 nt
Organism: Mirounga angustirostris (Northern elephant seal)
Lineage: Eukaryota; Metazoa; Chordata; Mammalia; Carnivora; Phocidae
Gene: PTTG1
Product: PTTG1 regulator of sister chromatid separation, securin
Exons: 6
Coding region: 230-832 (200 amino acids)
Biological process (GO): chromosome organization; homologous chromosome segregation
Cellular component (GO): cytoplasm; nucleus
Source: RefSeq, a predicted model, not a curated record